Messenger RNA from Psammomys obesus (fat sand rat), 1032 nucleotides. RefSeq names its product DnaJ heat shock protein family (Hsp40) member B13 (gene Dnajb13). The record is from RefSeq and is a predicted model, not a curated record. The coding region runs from base 181 to 1032 and encodes 283 amino acids. NCBI's taxonomy places the organism in Eukaryota, Metazoa, Chordata, Mammalia, Rodentia, Muridae. The transcript has 8 exons. Gene Ontology annotation, molecular function: protein-folding chaperone binding. Gene Ontology annotation, cellular component: cytosol.
GCCAUGGGGCUGGAUUACUACGCCGUGCUCCAGGUCACUCGCAACUCAGAGGAUGCCCAGAUCAAGAAGGCGUAAGUGGGCGGGGGCUGAGCCUGGCACCUGCUGAGGCAGCCCUACCCUGAUGCCAGCCAAACUGCUUCCCUGCACAGGUACCGGAAACUUGCCCUGAAGAACCAUCCGAUGAAGUCAAGUGAGCCUUCUGCACCAGAGAUAUUCAAGCAAAUAGCAGAAGCCUACGAUGUGCUGAGUGACCCUGUGAAGCGAGGUAUCUAUGACAAGUUUGGUGAGGAAGGCCUGAAGGGUGGGAUUCCCCUGGAGUUUGGAUCCCAGACGCCAUGGACAACAGGCUACGUCUUCCACGGCAACCCUGAAAAAGUGUUCCACGAAUUUUUUGGGGGAGACAACCCCUUCAGUGAAUUUUUUGAUGCAGAAGGAAAUGAGGUAGAUUUGAAUUUUGGGGGCCUUCGGGGCCGAGGAGUCCAGAAACAAGACCCUCCAAUUGAACGUGACCUCUAUUUGUCCCUGGAGGACUUAUUCUUUGGCUGCACCAAAAAAAUUAAGAUCUCCCGAAGGGUGCUAAAUGAAGACAAGUAUUCCUCCACCAUCAAGGACAAAAUCCUGACCAUUGACGUGAGGCCUGGGUGGAGGCAGGGCACACGCAUCACCUUUGAGAAGGAAGGGGACCAGGGCCCCAACAUUAUCCCGGCUGAUAUUAUCUUCAUCGUAAAGGAGAAGCUGCACCCUCGCUUCCGCAGGGAAGUUGACAACCUCUUCUUCGUGUACCCCAUUCCUUUGGGCAAGGCCCUCACCUGCUGCACUGUGGAGGUGAAGACCCUUGACGACCGUCUGCUCAACAUUCCCAUCAACGACAUCGUCCACCCUAAGUACUUCAAGAUGGUGCCAGGCGAGGGGAUGCCACUGCCCGAGGACCCCGCCAGGAAGGGGGACCUCUUCAUCUUCUUUGAUAUCCAGUUCCCCACCCGCCUCACACCCCAGAAGAAGCAGAUGCUCCGCCAGGCAUUGCUGACCUAA